Molecule: messenger RNA, 1416 nt
Organism: Aureobasidium vineae
Lineage: Eukaryota; Fungi; Ascomycota; Dothideomycetes; Dothideales; Saccotheciaceae
Source: the annotation of a GenBank genome assembly
AUGGCGGACAAAGUAGCUGGAGUGCCCUUGGCCAAGACGGCAGAGCAGACUGUCAACAAUGGCGCAAAGGCUGCGCCCAAAGCAGCAGAGGGCAAUCCCGCCUUUCGCAUGAUGGGUCUCCCCAACAUCAAGGCUAAACUCCCGUCGCGAAACUGGAUGAUCUUCCUUUCUGUUACUGGAUCUUUUGCAGCAGCAGUCUACUACGACAAACGCGAAACUGCCCGUCUCCAACACAAAUACUGCGACAUGGUCGCUCCUUUCUCCGAGAAGAUACUCCCUACGACGACGAUGCCCAGAAAAAUGACCAUCUACCUACAAGCACCUCCAGCAGACGGUCUGAGAAGCGCAAGAGAACAUUUUUACGAAUAUGUGAAGCCCGUCUUGGUGGCAGGAGCCAUGGAUUGGGAUGUUGUCGAAGGCAGAAGAGAGGGAGAUUUGCGCUUUGGAGCUGCCGAGAAGAUCAGAAGAUACAGGCGGAAAGCUGAAGGCGUCCAGGACGACGCUGCUGAGCCCACCAAGGAACAGGUUGUUGCAGAGCAGAGAGAAAGAGUUGGCUGUGUGGAUGAAGAGGGCGUCAAGGGAGAUGUCGUGAUUGGCAGACACGCGUGGAAGGAAUAUCUACGUGGUACACACGAGGGUUGGCUGGGUCCGUUGAAAGAGCCCGUCCAAGUCGAAGAGGUCAACGAGGUCAAGCAGCACAUCGACGGCGCGCCUUCGUUAGGCGAUGCCGCUGUCAAAGCAGCCACCGAUUUGACCAUGAAGGACACGCCCCCUACCGCUUCUUCGGGCUCAUCCACAACCACCGAUUCAAACUCGAUUGUCUUCGACUCAAACGCCGACGACUCNUGCAAACACAACCCCGAAUCCCUUCCGGAACCGCCAAAGGAAGAAGAACCCGUCAAACCGAAACUCACAAAGCCCGAUCCCUAUAUCUACACCUCUGCCUACACCAACGCUCUCUUGCCAUCAUCAACACCUGCGUCCCUCGGUCCAGCUAUCGCCAUCCCCUUCCCUCAUCUGCUGGGCUUCUGGAACUUCCCCAUCCGCAUCUACCGCUUCCUCACCCGUCGCUAUGUCGCCGAUGAAAUCUUCUCUCGCACUGCAGCCGCUGUUCUCGCAUCUCACCGCGAGUUUCAAACCUCCGACAUCGACUAUCUAUCACACGAGGAAAAAGAAUGGCACAAGAGCGUCAGAAAGCCCAAGGCCGACCCCGAGUCAGAAGAAGGCGCUGUUCAACAGGAAAAGAAGGAAAAAUUGUGGUUGGAUGGCGUUGUUGUCGAUGACAGAAUCACCUCGAGAAUGCGUGUCUUCGAGUUGCCCGCCGAUGGCCAACUGCCUGUAUCGAAUCUGGAGCAAAACAACACUCAACAGCCCAGUUGGGCUUAUCAGGGCAGUGCCUCUGCUAACGAGGAGUAG